GAGUGUCAGUUUCACAUGGGGUCUGGUGAGGGGAGCGCGUUUUCGGAGAGGGAAACACUCCGCAGAAAGCAGGCAUCCACCCUUCCAAGAAACCAUGGCCACCCCUGAAAGAACAGUCGUGGGCCUGCAAAAAUCAGCCAUUUUCCGCAAGCAUAAUUUUGUGGAGACCCGAUACGCAAACCUCGGCACAGCAGGACAGACCAGUUACACUCGUCGACUAGCCUUCUGCAAGGUGGAGGGUCAGCGAAGACCAGGAAUUAUCUACAUACCGGGAUAUUUCGCGCCGAUGAACAUUGCCAAGGCGAAUAUUUUGGAGGCUUUCUGCAUCAGGACUGGACGACCGUUUGUAAAGUACGAUGCCGAAGGAGUCGGUCAGUCCGUCAUCCCAGACGCAGAGGAGGUCUCCUUCACAAAGUGGUUCGAAGAUGCGUGUUACGUGGUGGAACACCUGACAGAUGGACCUCAAAUGCUGGUGUCCUCCAGUAAUGGAGCAUGGAUGGCCCUGCUGAUGGCCUCCAGAUACCCGGAUAGAAUCCACAGCACGCUCAUGAUCGGUCCCGGCGUCAAUCAGUGUAUGGACGAUGACAUUUACGAGGGCAUUCUAGCGUCACUGGACAAAGAGACGGCCGCACGGGUACGCGCCGGUAAACCGAUGCGUUUCAAAGCCAACUGGGUGGGGGAGGUGACCGGAUCAAAGAAGUUCCUGGAUGAGAUGAAGGCGUUCCGCAUCACCAAUGAACAGCUGCACAACAUCAAGUGUCCCGUGCGGAUUGUCCAUGCCACUGAUGACUCGUCCGUUCUCUGGGACAACUCAGUACGCCUGAUGGACAUCAUCGGUCACCAGGACGUGCGGAUGUACCUGAAGAAGCGCGGUGACCACCGUAUGCUGGCCGACGAGGAUCUGCACCUGCUGCUGAUUGCCGUGCUGGAGCUGCUGGAUAGUUACCCGGUGCCUGAUGGACCUCCUGCUCCUCCGAGUCCUCUGACGGUGUCGCUGAGAGAGCUGAGGGGGGCGGGGGUGAUUGGAGAGAGCAGGGAGAGGGAGAUGAGAGAGGAGGGAGUGGGCGGCGAGAGAGAGCAGAAGAGCAAGCUGUAGAUCAAGCAAGCUGUAGAUCAAGCAGGCUGUAGAUCAAGCAAGCUGUAGAUCAAGCAAGCUGUAGAUCAAGCAAGCUGUAGAUCAAGCAAGCUGUAGAUCAAGCAAGCUGUAGAUCAAGCAAGCUGUAGAUCAAGCAAGCUGUAGAUCAAGCAAGCUGUAGAUGCAGCAAGCUCCUCUUUCACGUCUGUGUGAAAGGGGAGAAAAGCAAGCUAUAGACGCAACUCCAGUGCAACUAAUCAUUGACGAGAGAAGGCCAAACACAAGAUGUGCAAGGCUCGUCAAUUGCUCGAGAAAGAAGUGAACACGGGUAUGAACUUGAGUAGUGUCGUGAGUAGGAAUGGGGACCGGACCGGUCUAUGUGACUGCAUUCAGCAGGCCGAGAGGACGUAUCCAAGAGCCUGCUUGGCGAGAGCAGGCGGCACAAUAUUCGUAGGGGAUCGAUUGGAUAAGUGCAGGCUGAAGUGCGGGAGUGAAUAGGAAGAAGGGUGAAGAGAUGAGUGACUGGAUGUGCUGGCGAGUUAACCCGCGCCCUG
Amphibalanus amphitrite is the source of this 1629-nucleotide messenger RNA. RefSeq names its product palmitoyl-protein thioesterase ABHD10, mitochondrial-like. The transcript has 6 exons. Lineage: Eukaryota; Metazoa; Arthropoda; Thecostraca; Balanomorpha; Balanidae. The coding region runs from base 95 to 1096 and encodes 333 amino acids. The record is from RefSeq and is a predicted model, not a curated record. Gene Ontology annotation, biological process: protein depalmitoylation. Gene Ontology annotation, cellular component: mitochondrion. Gene Ontology annotation, molecular function: hydrolase activity, hydrolyzing O-glycosyl compounds; palmitoyl-(protein) hydrolase activity.